AUGGUGGAGAAAGAGCAGGCAAGACCGCUAGCCCCGGCCGGCUAUCGCCCCAGCAGUGACGACAAUGAAGCCGUCCUUCUCAUGAAAAGAGCUCGAAAACAGAAGUUCAUCAACUGCUGCGGUUGCGUAACAGCGAUAGUACUAAUCCAAGCCGUGGUGAUCAUAAUCCUAGCUUUCACUGUGUUCCGAGUCAAGGAGCCGAAGAUCAAGAUGAACAAAGUCACAGUCACGAAGCUCGAGCUCGUCAAUGGCACCACCCCAAAGCCGGGAACCAACAUCUCGUUAACGGCUGAUGUUUCGGUAAAGAAUCCGAACGUGGCUUCGUUCAAGUACAGCAACACCACCACCACGUUGAAUUAUCACGGAAUGGUGGUGGGGGAGGCUAGAGGGCCGCCGGGACGAUCCAAGGCCCGACGGACCAUGAGGAUGAACAUCACGGUGGAUAUUAUCACUGACAAGCUCACCACCAACCCGAACAUGAAGACGGACGUGGAUUCCGGGCUGUUGACGAUUAGCAGCUAUUCUAGGAUUCCGGGAAGGGUGAACAUGCUCAAUAUAGUGAAGAAGCAUGUGGUUGUGAAGAUGAACUGUACUAUGACGGUUAAUAUUUCUAGUCAAGCGAUUCAAGAACAAAAAUGCAAGAGGAAGGUUGAUCUGUAGGUGGGUUUCAUUUGUAGUUU
Argentina anserina (silverweed cinquefoil) is the source of this 680-nucleotide messenger RNA. RefSeq lists its product as uncharacterized. Bases 1 to 660 code for a protein of 219 amino acids. The transcript has a single exon. NCBI's taxonomy places the organism in Eukaryota, Viridiplantae, Streptophyta, Magnoliopsida, Rosales, Rosaceae. The record is from RefSeq and is a predicted model, not a curated record.